Molecule: messenger RNA, 1284 nt
Organism: Zerene cesonia (dogface butterfly)
Lineage: Eukaryota; Metazoa; Arthropoda; Insecta; Lepidoptera; Pieridae
Gene: Hsc70-4
Product: heat shock 70 kDa protein cognate 4
Exons: 4
Coding region: 160-1284 (374 amino acids)
Biological process (GO): protein refolding; vesicle-mediated transport; cellular response to unfolded protein
Cellular component (GO): nucleus; cytosol; plasma membrane
Molecular function (GO): ATP hydrolysis activity; heat shock protein binding; ATP binding
Source: RefSeq, a predicted model, not a curated record
AAAAUCCUAGUGACGUCGAGUGAUUACGCGCGUCCAUAUAAAAUACUUGGUCGAUCGUUUGCGCCAUCUUAUUUCGUGAAAAGAGGCCGACAAUCGCGCACCUUUGCUAAGUGUUCUACUAGUUAAGUCUAUUGAAGUGAAAAUUAUAAAGCAUACACAAUGGCAGCAAAAGCACCAGCCGUAGGUAUCGACUUGGGUACCACCUACUCCUGCGUGGGUGUCUUCCAGCAUGGAAAGGUGGAAAUCAUCGCCAAUGACCAGGGCAACAGGACAACGCCCUCGUACGUUGCCUUCACAGACACCGAGCGUCUCAUCGGCGACUCCGCCAAGCACCAGGUGGCCAUGAAUCCCAACAACACCAUUUUCGAUGCCAAGCGUCUUAUUGGUCGCAAAUUCGAGGAUGCUACAGUGCAAGCAGACAUGAAGCACUGGCCAUUUGAUGUCAUCAGUGAUGGUGGCAAACCAAAGAUCAAAGUACAAUACAAAGGAGAGGACAAAACAUUCUUCCCUGAAGAAGUCAGUUCAAUGGUUCUAACAAAAAUGAAGGAAACAGCUGAGGCGUACCUUGGCAAAACAGUGCAGAAUGCAGUAAUCACGGUUCCAGCGUACUUCAACGACUCACAAAGACAGGCCACAAAAGAUGCAGGUACCAUCUCUGGUCUGAACGUUCUCCGUAUCAUCAAUGAACCUACUGCUGCUGCGAUUGCGUACGGUCUAGACAAGAAGGGAGGUGGAGAACGUAAUGUCUUAAUUUUCGACCUCGGCGGUGGUACUUUCGACGUGUCCAUCCUGACCAUCGAGGAUGGUAUCUUCGAAGUCAAGUCUACCGCCGGAGACACUCACUUGGGAGGGGAGGACUUCGACAACCGCAUGGUUAACCACUUCGUUCAGGAGUUCAAGAGGAAAUACAAGAAGGACCUCACCACCAACAAGAGGGCCCUCCGUAGGCUGAGAACUGCCUGUGAAAGGGCGAAGAGAACUCUUUCUUCAUCCACACAGGCCAGUAUCGAAAUUGAUUCUCUCUUUGAGGGUAUCGAUUUCUACACCUCCAUCACGAGGGCGCGUUUCGAAGAACUGAACGCUGACCUCUUCAGGUCCACCAUGGAACCCGUCGAGAAGUCGCUUCGCGACGCUAAGAUGGACAAGUCUCAAGUAAACGACAUUGUACUCGUCGGAGGUUCCACCCGUAUCCCAAGAGUGCAGAAGCUUCUUCAAGACUUCUUCAAUGGCAAGGAGCUCAACAAAUCCAUCAACCCUGACGAGGCGACACCUAUGUUCUCAUAG